This is a messenger RNA of Cricetulus griseus (Chinese hamster), 1670 nucleotides long. The record is from RefSeq and is a predicted model, not a curated record. NCBI's taxonomy places the organism in Eukaryota, Metazoa, Chordata, Mammalia, Rodentia, Cricetidae.
GAGGAGAGGUCCCCAAAGGGUGUCUGGCAAGAGCAGUAGCCUUCUACUGGGGCGGGACUACAACAGUCUCCUCAGAUUUGGCAAGGCGCCACUCCUCUAGCCAUCCUCCUCCCUAAGCCCUUGCUCAGCCCCUCUGCACCUCCCCUCCCCCAACUCCUAAGUCCAGGGAAUUUCCGCAGCAUCUCCUGCCUUCAGGAAGAGACAAGCGCAGAUAAAAAGGGGGUACAGCUGGUUUGAGAACAACACAGUGCUCUAGAGCCACCUCCAGCACCUCUCGAAUCAGUGCUCCCUGGUCCAGGAUCUUGUCCACAAUGAGCCUCGUGCCCUGCCGCUCAGCCCGCAUCCUUGGCGGUUCCCGCUCGCUGUUCGCGCGGCUGGCGUUUCUGUUGCUGCUCACACUGCCGCAGCAUCUAGCUGAAGGGGGUCCUGCCGCAGCAGCAGCGGCAACAGAGCUGCGUUGCGUUUGCUUAAGCGUAACUCCGAGAAUUAAUCCCAAAAUGAUCGCUAAUUUGGAGGUGAUCACUGCAGGUCCACAGUGCCCCAGGGUGGAAGUCAUAGCUAAGCUGAAGAAUCAGAAGGAGGUUUGUCUGGACCCAGAAGCUCCUGUGAUGAAGAAAGUCAUUCAGAAAAUACUGGACAGUGCAAAUAAGAAAACUAAGAGGAAUGCACUUGCUCUGGAAAAAUCGCCCAGUGAUCAAUAGAAAAAUUUCCAAGGACUCUGGCCCCAAUGAAGACAAGAAGGAAGAGCUAAUUCCACCCCCGCCCCCGCCCCAGUAAUUUUCUUUGUGAACUCCCUGCUUUGAAGGGCAAAGGGAAACCGCUGUCCCUGGAGCUUUCCCCUCAGUUUAUGCGUGUACUUAGCAAAGCAUAUCAGAUUUUUUUUUUCUACCAUCUGUUACACUAUUGCAAAUGGUGGCAUUUUAGGGUGUAAGUCAAGAAUCUUUGGUUGUUAACCUUUCAGAAUGUCUUGAAGUGAAGGUGACUGUUGCAUUUUGUCUCAGAAAAUGUAUGUAUGUAUGUGUGUGUAUAUACAUGUGUAUACCUUGUAGUGUUCUUGGGAAGGCUAUGGAAUUAACAGGUUACUGAAGUUCUGUUAGAAGCUGUUGAUGGGGACACCCUCAUUCUCUCUCUCAUGAAAUGGGAGCUAUUUUAUUGUUUCAACUGGGUGUGUUGAGUUUUUCUUAAAAGUGGUAUAUAACUUUUAUGGUGUUAGCAAGCUUGUAUGUCAUGCAGAAACCUGUAUAGAAUACAUUUCCAUUUUAGAAUUUCUAAAUGUGUAAGUUCUAGAAGGAUUAAUGUAUUCUCAUCUUACAAUUUUAGACAUUUGAUGUCUUCUUAGUAUGGCAUAAUGUCAUGACUUAUUGUCAAACUGAUUGUGUGCUAUUUAUUAACUAGUUUAUUAGUAUUAUUAUUUGGGUCACAAAAUCCAUGUUCUAGGUAGAUGAAGAAGAUAAGAAUCAGGUAAAUUUCUUGCCUGGUUUUCAUAAAAAUUCAUUUAAGAGAUUUCUAGUAAGAGAAACUUUAGCAAAUAUCUAUAUUCUUAGAGUUUUGAAAGCAUACUAAACAUGCUUGAGUGUGAAUACAUCACUUUGCCUCCUCCAAACACACAGUGCAGUGCUUUGGUAUUUAGAUGUCUGUAGUGGGUCUUUUUGAGAAUUUAACUGCUUCAU